Molecule: messenger RNA, 3085 nt
Organism: Onychomys torridus (southern grasshopper mouse)
Lineage: Eukaryota; Metazoa; Chordata; Mammalia; Rodentia; Cricetidae
Gene: Ccdc117
Product: coiled-coil domain containing 117
Exons: 5
Coding region: 150-986 (278 amino acids)
Source: RefSeq, a predicted model, not a curated record
GGUCGGGAGUGGAGGGUUCUAGAAGGCGUGACGUGGGGGUCGAAGCGGGCUCGGAGGCGGGUUCUCGUGGGCAGCGGCGGUGGCCGCCAGUGCGGGAGCUGGGGGACACACUAGCGACUGGGGCGGCCGACUCAGCCUCGUCUCAAGCCAUGGCGGCGCUCGGCCGGCCCUUCAGCGGCCUCCCUCUGAGCGGCAGCGCGGACUUCCUGCAGCCGCCGCCGGCCUUCGCGGGCCGGGCCUUCCCGCCGGGAGCCACCGGCCCUGACCUGGCCCCGCGGCCGGGCGCCCGCGUUGCGCCGAGCAGCCCGGGCGGGAGAGCAGCGCGCGGACGUGCUUCCAUUCACUGUCGAAAGAAACACAAGCGAUUGGCGGAGGAUGAUGAGUGUCCAAUAAGAAAGAAGCGAUUGACUGAAGCUGAAUUCUCGGCAGUUGCUGCUAAUGAAUGGGUUCUUGACACACACCAGGGGGUAGACAGUCACGGGGUAAAUGCGUGUCCUGGUGGCCUUCCUGUGCCCAGCCUGCUAGAUGCUGUCUGUGAAGAGAUGGAUCAGACAACUGCAGAACCCCAGUGUGAAGCUGCCCUCCGGAGGCUUCAGGAGAUCGAGGACAGGAUAAUUGACGAAGAUGAAGAGGUUGAAAGUGACAGGAAUGUUAGCCACCUCCCAAGUCUUGUCCUUUCUGACACCAUGAAAACGGGUUUGAAGAGGGAAUUUGAUGAAGUCUUCACAAAGAAGAUGAUUGAGUCCAUGAGCCGUCCUUCUAUGGAGCUUGUGCUCUGGAAACCUCUCCCUGAACUCCUUGCUGAGAAACCAAAGCCAUCAUCUAAGCCUAAGAAGUACACAGGAGAGAGCCAAAGGAAGUGUGCAGCUGCCAGCACUGCCUUUCCACAAAGAACUGAACUGGUGCUGAAACCCCAGCACACAGACACGCCACUCUACCCUAGUCUGGAGACCGCUGCUAACACAGAGGAGGAGAUGGAGCUCUAGAGACCAGUUUCUGCUCCAACUUGGCAACUUCUAGAAGGCUCCUGUGUUCGGUAAUAGCCUGCCUGUAUAGUAUAGGGACCUGAAAGUUUUAUGAAACGGGUGUAAUAUCUCCACCUGUGAUUUGGGGUGGGAAUGUCAUUGUGGGUAGCCAUUUAUUGAAUUCAACUUUUUGCCAAGGAAGCUUAUCUCAAGGGAAAUGCAGUUUUCUAGCAGGCUUAUCCAAGAAAUGUUACAGUCUCUUUAAAGACGACCAUAGACGCUGGAUGUGUUGUGGUGACCAUCUGUCACACUGCUAAAGCCAUUCAUUCUUAAGAUGAUUAUAAUGCUCCUAAUUGCCACUGCACCCUGACAGCUGAGUCCUGUCCCAAGCUUGUCGUGGGAACUGUGCUUGGGGAGCGGGAGGGAAGAAAGUCGUAGUUAGUCUCUUGUGGAGGAACUGAACAGGCAAGGAAAGUAGUCAGGCUGGUGUAGCCAUCACUCCUCAAGCAGUAGCCCUGGUCUCCUUCAGUGACUGAGGAGGAGCUCAGGUGGUCAGUAAUGUUUACACCUCGUUAACUAAGUAAUUGAUUAAAAGUGAGGGAGCCCUUCUCUAAACUGCCUGAGAGAAGUGUCUUCAUGAAUCCUAAGGACGUGUAGUGUCACCUGAACCCAGCAUUGAUGGCUUCUAGAGUUUAAAAAGGGAAGGUCGUAUGUGUGUUAGCAAGUUGAGUUUUUUAAUGGUGGUCUUUGAAAACAAUGAAUUAGCUGAGAAUAAAUGGGCAAGUAUCUUGGAGAUUUACUGAAAUAGCUCAUUCAUUGUCCGGUGCUUAAGCUAUUGUACAAUAAGCCUCAAAGUUAUUGAAGAUGGCCUCCUGCCAACAGGAUGAUAACCUUUGAGUACCUGAACCAAGCUCAAAGUGUUCUUUGGGAAUAACCAGGGUUAAAGUUUUUAAUUUCUCAGGAAGAGCUCUUCAGCAUGGCAGGUCGUGUUAUUGAAGGCUUGGCAAUCCUUCAGCGCUGUAGAGCAGUCUGUGUAAGAUAGGGUGAGUGUGCUAGCUCGUUUCGACAGCAGAACACCUCAGUUCAGUUUUCAUUGUCUGGGUUUCUUCUCCCUUUGUGGGGAAAAAAGAAAAGGCUUAUGCCAAGUGGAGGUGAAUUUUUAGAAACUAGCUUCCAGGCAUUUUUGCAGCCCAUGCUGAAAUCCCUCCUGUGGAUGGCAUAGGAGUCACAAGUCUGUUCAGUGGACUGUCUCUUCUCUCGCCUAUUGUUCUUGCUCUCUCUUAUUUCUGUCUGGAUGUCAGGAAAAGGUUUAAUGUUUAAUAUUUAAACAAAAUAUUUAUGUCUACACAAUAAAAUUACUCAAGCUUCAAACCAGUGUUGAAACCAGUUGGAAACCAGCUAAUUGUUUCUUCAUCUCAGACUCAGAGGUGAAUGAAAUCUGUCUUCUGUUGAAAUGUGCAAGGUUUGAUUCAUGUCAUUUGAAAACUCCUGCCUUGUUUAAUGGGACCAACUUGCAAAGUUUAUAGCCUUAAAGAAAUCUCUCUGCUAAGAAGUUUAGUACAAUUUAGCAGCAUGCAGGGACUGCACGGAGUUUGGAGUUAGCCAGUGUGAGUGGGAAGGAAGUGGCAGCUUUCCAAAGGGCUCAGAACACCAGGACUGCCUUUAGCAAAGGCCCGAACCGGCUUUGAUGGAUUUGGUAACCACUGGAGAAUAGAGGUGGCUUCUAAUGAAGAUGCAAACAGACUUUUCAGGAGUCCUUAUCUGACAUGAUCCUUAUUUCUGCAGGAAAGUUGAUGUUCAUGCUCCUUUUUGGACUAUCUUUUUGCACAUGUUUGUACAGAAAUCAUCUUCAUCCUUGUGGUGCUGACUCAUCUGACUGUCUCCACAGCCCCGAUGCCUCUGCGUUCCAUUUUCUUUUCUAGCAUAAGGCUUUUGCUUUGCCUUAAGGUUUUCCUAAGGAAUUAACAGGUCUUUUCGUCUUACAUAGUUUUGAAGCAUGGAUCAAACAUUGGCUCAGUAGCUAAUGUGUUACGGUCAGCAUUAUCUAAAGCAGGUGAGCUUCAGUGAGCAAAUGUGUGUUUCUCUGAGUUUGAUUGGGGGGGGGGGGUUGUUUUGUUUCU